Molecule: messenger RNA, 3738 nt
Organism: Anopheles maculipalpis
Lineage: Eukaryota; Metazoa; Arthropoda; Insecta; Diptera; Culicidae
Gene: ACXD
Product: adenylyl cyclase X E
Exons: 11
Coding region: 1-3663 (1220 amino acids)
Biological process (GO): intracellular signal transduction; adenylate cyclase-activating G protein-coupled receptor signaling pathway; cAMP biosynthetic process
Cellular component (GO): plasma membrane
Molecular function (GO): adenylate cyclase activity
Source: RefSeq, a predicted model, not a curated record
AUGAUGGGAGGUGAGUCGAAUCCGGAUGGUGCGGGCAUUUAUGGAUCGGAAGAGUGUGACAUCUGUCGCCCGGCGGAUAGCAACGCAGAUCAAUCCCAUGACACCGAGGGCGAUUAUAUUGCGCUCAAGAAAUGGGAACUAGGAUUUCUCAGGCGCGAGUGCGUGAACCUGGGACUGGAGACGUUCUACCAUAAGUAUAUGGAACGAGUACAACGGAGUUAUCUGUCGAUAUUUGUGGUGUUGCAAACGUUCGUCAGUAUCUCGCAUGUGAUCGUCAUCGUGACCGGAAAGCCGCAUCCAACGGCGGCAAUUCAUCCUGAUCUGAUCUGCUACCUAUUCGGGAUUCUUAUCGUGUGGAUAUCACUGUUUGCCGCCUUCAAGGAGGGACUCGUGAAGGCCUACCCUUGGGUACCGUACGUGUCUUCCAGCAUUGCCGUCAUCACAAUGAUCAUUACCGAUCUGACGAUUCCUCUGUACCAUGCGGUUGUCACCUUCAUCAAUCCACCGCUUAGACCCUCCUACGCCAGUCAUACAAUUCUGGCGAUCUACAUAUUUCUUCCGCUCAGCGAAAACAUCCACGGUAUCAUACUGGGUAGUGCGACAUCUCUGUGCUAUCUGAUCGUGAUGACACUGAUCACGUACCGGCUGGAGGAGGAUACCGCACUCAAGGUGAUCACCGAGCUGAUCUACUUCAUCUGUUUGAAUCUGUUUGGAUUGUACUUUCGGCUCAUCAACGAGGUGGCCAUCAGACGCACAUUUCUCGAUCGACGUGAGCUGGUCGAGGGUAACCUAUUGCUAAAGUUUGCCCGCAACCAAGAGAAAGAGCUUCUCCUCAGCAUCCUACCAGAGCAUACGGCCGAAUUAAUGGAGAAGGAUAUACGUGCGAUGAUAGAGAAGAUGCGUCACGAUCAGCAUAAUGCCAAUCAAACGAUCAAUACACAAAACUUCUUCCGAACAGGAACUCAAUGGCGUUCUAUAAACAAACUGUACGUACAGAAACACACCAACGUAACGAUUCUGUAUGCCGAUGUGGUCAACUACACGCACAUGACAACGCAACUGCCCGUCCGCACUCUGGUGGACGUACUGCACGAGCUGUUCGUCAAGUUUGAUGAAGCCUCCAAGGAGUUUAACGUGUUGCGGAUUAAGUUCUUGGGCGAUUGCUACUACUGCGUCUCAGGCGUACCGGUACGCAACAAAUAUCACGCGAAAAGCUGCGUCAACUUGGGCCUGCGCAUGAUCAAGGACAUACGGGAUGUGCGGAUGUCGCGCGAUCUCAACAUCGACAUGCGGAUUGGCAUCCACAGUGGUAGCAUCAUAUCCGGGGUUAUUGGUGCGUGCAAGUGGCAGUACGACAUCUGGUCAAAGGACGUAAUUAUUGCGAACAAGAUGGAGUCUACGGGAGAGGCUGGCAAAGUUCACGUUACAAUGCAAACGCUGGAGCUGCUCGACGGUGAGUAUAUCUUCGAGGAAGGCACACAACAGGCCAAGGAAGAUCCUAUCCUCGUGAAGCACAACAUACAGACGUUCCUGAUCGUUCCACAGCCAGGUUACGAUGAUAGCUCGUUCUUUAACGUCCAAGAGCCUGGUCCGAGCAGUCGCAUGUCCAGCGGGGUGAAAAGGAAAACCAUCAAAAAGGAGCGCAAUCUGGUGACGAGAAACUUUAUGCAAAACUCGAUGGAACAGUUUCGCGAAAUCAUGAAAUUAACGAACGUCGAAAUGGCCUACGAGUUGGAGCGGAUGCCAAUCGGAAGAUUUCAGUUCAACAAACUGUUUUCAUCCUACAAAAGCUACAUCCAAGAACCUUCCCAAACGGCAUCGACGAGAUCGGCAGAGAGUGCUGGGCCACGGUGCAGCAGCAGCGAGGAGGACACCAACCGGCUCGACAAUAUGUCGCCAUUUUUUAUGUGCUUCGAAAACAAGCGUUGGGAGCUGACGUACCUGCAGGAACCGGACCUAAUGCUCAAGUACAGCGUGCUGAUGAGCUUCAUCGUGUUCGUGUGCAUUCUGCUGAUACAGAUCCUUAACGAAGCGUCGGGCAUGUACUUCUGGUUACUGAACGGUCUGUCAGGCGUACUUUUGUUCGCAUUCAUUCCCAUUACGUGGUUCAAGAAGGUGUGGGACGUAUAUACACCCUAUUCGAUCGAUGAUUUGCUGCGUGUCCGGAAGCCUCAAUCGCGUUUGAUGCGAAUAUUCUACGAUUUCUCCAACGACAUUAUGAGCAACUACGUUAUACGGACGGUGAUCUAUCUGAUAACGAUCGCGCUACUCGUGGUGUGUUCGAUGAUGUAUCUGAUCGAGUGUAAUUACGAUUUGUUGGAACAAACGACUACUACUAGUGAGUUGCCUCCAGUGGUUGAUGAUAGUCUUACAAACUUGCUGCAAGACACCCGAGGACCGUUUUCUACGUCGCGUAAAAAUUUCUGCACAAAUCCAUGGUCCGUCACGCAGUGCCUAACGUUAGCGAUAGGAAUGGCCUUCCUAUUUCUAAGGAUACACUUUCUACUAAAGGCCUCCGUCGGUCUUCUCAUCUUCUUCUGCUACUGUUGGGCAAUCUUUGACGAGCUGUACUAUUACUUCGACAGUAGUGCAAGUAUGAACCCUGGCCUCGAUCCGAAAGCCUCUCAUCUAAUGCUAAUUCUGUUCAUCGUAAUCAUAUUUCACUGGAUCGAUCGGCAGUCGGAGUACAUCGCACGAACAGAUUACAACUGGAAACAACAGCUCCUGAAGCAAAAGGAGGAAGCCGAAGUAACGAAACAGACGAACAAAAUCCUAGUGGAAAAUAUUUUGCCGACGCAUGUGGCAGAAAUCUACAUCAAUCGUCAGCUAAAAAACGAGUUCUACAACGAGGAGUACGAAAACGUAGCCGUCAUGUUUGCUACCAUCACAAAUAUGGAGGUCAACACGGACAUCUCGGUGGAAAAUGAGAAAAGUGUGCUGAAGGUGCUGAACGAAAUUAUCUGCGACUUUGACGAACGGCUGCAGUACUUCGAUGGGUACCUAAAGGUGGAGAAAAUAAAGGUCGCCGGUUGGACGUACAUGGCGGCCUGCGGGCUCGAUCCGGGCAGGUGCGAUUCGUCCUCAUCGCUCAGCGGCUAUCGGUCCGUUUCGGGAAUGACCCGUACCUCGCUCAUGACCAACGGCCGUCGCAGCCUUAAUCCGCGCACCUCUCUAGAGGUUACACACAAGGCCAGCACUAGUACGCGGAGCAAUUCCAGCAGCAGCCGGCAGAGCAACAACGUCACAAUCGUGAUGGCCGAGUUUGCGCUCGAGCUAAUGCGAGUGCUGCGAGACUUUAGUAAUGAAAACUUCAAACAAACUAGUCCGGGAUUGCUGCGGGUCGGCAUAUCCCAUGGGAAGGUGAUGGCUGGUGUCGUCGGUUCAAGCAAACCGCUGUACGACAUCUGGGGCAACGCGGUCAACAUGGCAUCGCGGAUGGACUCAACCGGGCGUCCGGGACGUAUUCAGGUGACGAAGGAAAGUGCAGAAGUGUUGCAAAGCUACGGCUAUCAGUGUGACUAUCGGGGAGAAAUUUUCGUCAAGGGUCGUGGGAAAAUUCCCACCUACUUUCUAAAGAUAAGCAACGAUUUGAAGUUCCACCGAAAAUCCUGCGCGACCAGCAUUGGAAAUGAGCAAGCCGAGCAUAUAACGACGAAGCUUUAAUGGAACAAUGUAUUUAUCAAGACUUCCUGUACGUACCAGAAUAUCAGUUGUAAAUAUAGUUGCUAACAAAGAACA